AUGGAGAGAGGCAGGGAGGACUUCGGAAAGCCUAACCCGAUAAGAACUAACAAAUUCAGAAACAAGGAUAAAUUAUGUGCAUACCAUAACGAGGCGGGCCAUAACACCUCUGAGUGCUGGGCUUUGAGGGAUGCCAUCGAGGACCUGAUCAGAAGAGGUCAGUUGAGGGACUAUGUGGUGCAACCUACCAAUCAGUCGACCCAGCAAUUAGCACAACAACCAACUCCUCCCGACGAUGAGCGCUCACCGGCCGUUCGAACGAUCUACACAAUUCAUGAUGGACCGCAACUCGCUGGGACUUCCCACAAGUCCCAUGAAAGGAACGUGCGUGAGGUCAACCAUGUUUUGUUGACAGGGUCAAACGGGCAGGCCGCACCCAUGAAGCGAGCUAGGGGGAUUACAGAGGAAAUCACUUUCUCAGAGGAAGAGGCCAGAGAUGUCCACUGGCCACACAAUGACGCCCUCGUUAUUCGGGCCUGGAUUGGCAAUGCCGAAGUGCGAAGGAUAAUGGUGGAUAUAGGCAACUCAGUGAAUGUAAUGUGGAUCAACCUUCCUUUUACCGUUGGAGAUGCAGAUCGCCAGGCCACCACAUUAACAGAGUUCUUCAUAGUGGACUGCCCUUCGGCAUAUAACGUCGUGCGUGGGAGGCCGACAAUGAACGAUCUGGAUAUGGUCACCUUUACCAGGUCACAGACUGUCAAAUUCCCUACCCCCAACAGAAUAGGAUCUGUGCGAGGUGAGCAACACCUCGCAAGACGCUGCUACGAAGAUGCCAUAAAAAUGGGGGUUAAAGGGAAGAAGGUGAAGCCCGUCGCAAGAAGCGACCCACAGCCUGCUAGCUAG
Messenger RNA from Diospyros lotus (date-plum), 843 nucleotides. RefSeq lists its product as uncharacterized. The record is from RefSeq and is a predicted model, not a curated record. The transcript has 2 exons. The coding region runs from base 1 to 843 and encodes 280 amino acids. Lineage: Eukaryota; Viridiplantae; Streptophyta; Magnoliopsida; Ericales; Ebenaceae.